Eucalyptus grandis is the source of this 1002-nucleotide messenger RNA. Its product is annotated as oil body-associated protein 2A. Lineage: Eukaryota; Viridiplantae; Streptophyta; Magnoliopsida; Myrtales; Myrtaceae. The coding region runs from base 213 to 863 and encodes 216 amino acids. The record is from RefSeq and is a predicted model, not a curated record. The transcript is spliced from 4 exons.
CCCGCUCCUCCACUCUCUUAUAAACUCCGCCAUCAGAACCUCAUCGGCCAUCCGUCGUCACUUUCGCUGGAAGAGAGAGCGAGGAAAGAGAGGGAAAGGAAAGAGAAAGAAAAAGAGAAAGAAAUGGCGUCGAGCGACCAGCCGCCGGGGCCGAUGCCGCCGACGGCGGAGGGGGAGAAGACGCCGGGGAAGGGAUUACGGUGGGGCAGAUCAUGCUGGACACCGGGGCGGGGAUGCUGCAGUCGCUGAAGCCGGUGAAGCAGAUCAACCAGCACGUCUGCACCUUCGCCCACUACGCCCACGACCCCGGCCGCCAGAUCGAGACGCACCACUUCGUCGCCCGCCUCAACCAGGACUUCCUCCAGUGCGCCGUCUACGACACCGACUCCGCCUCCGGCCGCCUCAUCGGGGUGGAGUACAUAGUGUCCGAUAAGAUAUUUGAAUCUCUUCCUCCAGACGAGCAGAAGCUCUGGCAUUCCCAUGCUUACGAGAUCAAAUCUGGUCUAUGGGUUAAUCCUCGGAUCCCUGAAAUUGUAGGAAAGCCAGAGCUUGAGAAUCUGGCCAAGACCUAUGGCAAAUUCUGGUGCACAUGGCAGAUCGACAGAGGCGAUAAACUGCCGCUGGGCGCACCGGCCUUGAUGAUGUCGCCCCAGGGCGUGAACCUCGGGAGGGUGAGGCCGGACUUGGUCCAAAAGAGAGACGACAGGUACAACAUAUCGACCGAUGCCCUCAGGGCCUCGAGGCUGGAGAUCGAGGAGCCGGAGUGGAUCAAUCCGCAGGCCGACUAUUGGAAGCAGCACGGCAAGGGCUUCGCGAUCGACAUCAAUCAAACCGAGAUGAAGAAAAUCACGCCCUUCCCGUGAGAAUUUGGGGUCGAAUUAGAGUAAUAAAUGUCAAGUAUAUAUAUAUAGUCCUUUGUUUCUGGGGAUGUGAAUUUAUAGUUAUGGAUAUGUUGAAUGUGAGUAUGUAGAUGUGGUCUAAUUCCUCUUGGAAUUUGGUGUA